Messenger RNA from Ilex paraguariensis (yerba mate), 339 nucleotides. Lineage: Eukaryota; Viridiplantae; Streptophyta; Magnoliopsida; Aquifoliales; Aquifoliaceae. The record is from the annotation of a GenBank genome assembly.
AUGAACAAUCGAGCUUUCCAAGCCUCCAAAGUUAUCUCUAUCCUUCGGCAGAUCCGAACCCUCGACCUCAGCGAUUCGACUUCUUGCUCUUCGACGCAGCGAAAACAAUCUCAUCAAGAAAACCCCAAGGAACCAGAAGGUGAGGUGUCGGAAAACUCAGAGAAGGUCGAAAGUGAAGACGAUGGUGCUCGCAAUGGCGAUGCUGAAGAUGAGGAUGAGGAUGAGGACAGUGAUGGCGUUCAAGUGAAUAAAGAGACAGGUGAGAUCGGAGGUCCCAGAGGUCCCGAACCUACUCGCUUCGGCGAUUGGGAACGAAACGGUGGGUGCUCUGAUUUCUGA